This is a messenger RNA of Coregonus sp. 'balchen', 9451 nucleotides long. The record is from the annotation of a GenBank genome assembly. Lineage: Eukaryota; Metazoa; Chordata; Actinopteri; Salmoniformes; Salmonidae.
GAGCGUUUUACCACCCAACAUGGCGGAUUUUGAUACCAUCUAUGAGUUAGACGAGGAAGAUGAACGUGUAGUGAGUGAAGAACACCUUGUUAGAUAUUGCCCAGAACCUGUGAUUAUGCGAGGGGCCGGGCACAUCACCGUGUAAGCAAUUCAAAGCGCAGUCAUCAUGAUUCGUUAUGUUGUCCUGCCUCAUCAGCUCGCUAGCUAGCCUGCCAACAAAAAUGCCUGCUAUGAAAUACAAUUUACUACUAGGCCGUGGCAAUAACAGUCAACUGUGUGGUCUUAUAGUAGGACAAAACUGUUACCUUUGUCUUUAUUGAUGAGGCUAUGGUGAUCUAUUGCGUACCUGCUAUUCCUGCUUUAUAGUUUACUAGCUAGUUCGCAUAACUAUAGUUGUGCGAACUAGCUAGCUAACGCUUUAGCUAGCUACACUGGUUGUCAGCAAACUAGCCUGACAAGGCAUCUGCUGUAACAAAAAUGACAAGCCAACAUGACAACUACUGUAACUAGUGAAUAUUUUGACAGGGCUGGCUUAUUCAAAUGGUGGUGAUGAACCAAUAGUAUUUCCAGCAAGCUUGCUAGCUACCAUCCAUAGAUGUAUCAUUCUGUGUUAAGAUACUCCCUGCUUAAAGCUAGAAUCAAUUUUGAACUUGGCUAUAAAUGUAUGAUAUAGCGUUACCCAUUAAUUAUUGAAGAAUUUAACUUAUAAAUGCCUCAUGAGUUUAGUUCAACUGUUGUACGCCAUCAGAACGCAAAAUAAGCUUUGUUUGUAAACAAUGUAGCUAAAUGUAAACAAACACUGUAUAGCCGCAAACAUGGUUAAAACUGUAAUUUUGAUAUCAUGGAUGGUCAGUCCUUGCAUCCAUAGCUCUGUCUAUGCAUUUGAGAGUGCUUACAUUUCCCCAGGCCCAUCCCUCAGCUUUUUACCAAAAUAGAGGUGGUGUACCUGCUUUGUUAUUGUUUUAACUGCGGAUUCUAGCUUUAACAGCUAUGGACACAACAAAACAUUAUUACUUUGCCAAAUGAUAACGCAAUAAUAGUCAAGUAUACUUCCUCUAGUGUCUACAACGGCAUUAUGCAUAUGAUGUGUCCUUGUCAUCCUAUUGAAUUGUCUCAACAGGGGAAGCUAUUCACAUAAUGAAACAAAUUACAGCUUAUUCAGGAAAUUCAUUUUUUGUUUGUUUUGCUGUCUAGACAUUGUAAAGUGUUAGGUACUAGGUCUACAUUUGUAUAGGUAUUUAUAUUUAUUUGUAGAGAGUUCAAAGCGUUUGUUAUUCCGUCCCCAUUAAAAACCUUGCCAGGUUUCCCUUGUGACAGCCAACAGUCACAGUACAGUACUUUUAUAAAUGUCCAAUGGAAAGUUUGUUUCAUCUCUUUACCAUUUGUAUGUUUCUUUUUGACAGGUUUGGCUUAAGCAACAAAUUUGACACAGAGUUUCCCUCAGUUCUCACGGGAAAGGUACAGUAGCCCAAUUCAUUAGUAUCGUCUCAUGCACUUCUCCAAAGCAAUGUUUUGUGCUUGCCAAAUGAUUUGGAUUGGGAUGCGAAUUAAGCAAUUUAAGCUAUUAUGGUGGCUCCAUUGUUCUAUUUGCCCUUUGACAAAUCAGACCAUCCCUGAAUUACCUCUGUCAAGUUUCUUAAGUGCUUUUGAUCUGAUGGAGCAACACACCACGGUGCAUCCAAAGCUGAAGUGAAGGUCUGUCAAUGAGUAAGCCGUCUUUGGAGCCCAGUUGGUCAGGGGUCCAGUGUUUCGGAGGACACAGCUCCAGGUGAUAAAAUAAUGAAAUAAAGACUGUGCCAUGCACAAGAAAGGGCAGCUUCCUGGGUCAGACACUGCAACACAAAAAGGCUGAAGGGAUAAGAGCAGGCCGAGGGAAGUGCAGGGCAAUAAAAAGUCUCUCCAGUAUUGUGGCCCAUGGUGACAUGAUGGAAGAGGUCACAAUUAUGAUGAUUGAAGGGUGCAGAUCAGCAGGCCCUUAUUCCUAUUCUGUUUGCAAAGAGACCUUUGCAUCCUGUCAUAAAAGAUUACGACCCCAGUUUUAUGGUGUACAGACCCAGAGAGGAAUUAGCAUCCAUUCAUGUUGUUUGUAUGGCCGCUGCCACAGGCACUGAGCUUAUCUCUCCCUUUAGUCCCUCUCUGCCGUGAAUAGACAAGAGAUUGGUUAGCAAGUUGCAGUCGUACUAGUGAGAGAUCCGAUCUCUGGAUAGCAUCUCCAAAUAUCUAGGCCACCUGUUUGUUUUCUAAGGCUGUUUGAUCCUGUAGACUACAGUACAGGUUUUUCCUUUUAAAAAAAUUUGUGGAAUUUUGCAGGAAAUGGUUGCCUUUCUCCUACUUUCCCUUUCAGAAGUCUGUUUUUGGUUCAUAUUGCUGAGCAAUUAGUGCUUUUUGAGGUCGUUUCGAUUCAAACAAAAUAAUCACGGUUUACGAUUUUGGUUUUAAACAUGAAAUGCACUAUGCAUUAUGUGGGUUGAAUGCUGCAACAACACAGAAUAAAACAAUUAUAAAGUCCCAUGAUGGUAGUGACUGCCCAUUACUGCUUAUCACUUAUUAACCAGCAUUUAUUCACAUUACUUUACUUUAAUAAAAUAUUUUAUUUAUUUGAUUACUUUAUUAUUUCAUUCCAAGUCAUCAUCUCAUCUCUAAAGAGCUGCUGCCUAUGCUGUCUGACAAUAUCAACAUUUUUGUAGUUCUUCAAAGUAUACUGAACAAAAAAGUGUUAGUCCCAUGAGCUGAAAUAAAAGAUCCCAGAAAUGUUUCAAACGCACAAAAAGCUUAUUUCUCAAAAAUGUUGUGCACAAAUUUGUUUACAUCCCUGUUAGUGAGCAUUUCUCCUUUGCCAAGAUAAUCCAUCCACCUGACAGGUGUGGCAUAUCAAGAAGCUGAUUAAACAGCAUGAUCAUUACACAGGUGCACUGAUCAUUACACAGGUGCACCUUGUGCUGGAGACAAUAAAAGGCCACUCUAAAAUGUGCAGGUAUGUCACACAACACAAUGCCACAAGUUUUGAGGGAGCGUGCAAUUGGCAUGCUGACUGCAGGAAUGUCCACCAGAGCUGUUGCCAGAGAAUUUAAUGUUAAUUUCUCUACCAUUUCUCUACUAACGUCGUUUUAGAGAAUUUGGCAGUCUGUCCAACCGGCCUCACAACCGCAGACCACGUGUAACCACGCCAGCCCAGGACCUCCACAUCCGGCUUCUUCACCUGUGGGAUUGUCUGAAACCAGCCACCCGGACAGCUGAUGAAACUUUGGGUUUGCAUAACCGAAUAAUUUCUGCACAAACUGUCAGAAACCGUCUCAAUUAAGCUCAUCUGCGUGCUCGUCGUCCUCACCGGGGUCGUGACCUGACUGCAGUUGCUCACCUUCGAUGGCCACUAGCACGCUGGAGAAGUGUGCUCUUCACCGAUGAAUCCCGGUUUCAACUGUACCGGGCAGAUGGCAUGUUGGUGAGCGGUUUGCUGAUGUCAACGUUGUGAACAGAGUGCCCCAUGAUGGCGGAGGGGUUAUGGUAUGGGCAGGCAUAAGCUAUGGACAACAACCACUAUUGCAUUUUAUCGAUGGCAAUUGGAAUGCACAGAGAGACUGUGAUGAGAUCCUGAGGCCCAUUGUCGUGCCAUUCUGUUUCAGCAUGAUUCGGAAAGUAUUCAGAUCCCUUGACUUUUUCCACAUUUUGUGACAUAGCCUUAUUCUAAAAUGGAUUCAAUUGUUUUUUCCCCUCAUCAAUCUACACACAAUACCCCAUAAUGACAAAGCAAAAACAGGUUUUUAGACAUUUCUGCAAAUUUAUAAAAAAUAUCAAAACUUAAAUAUCACAUUUACAGAAGUAUUCAGACACUUUACUCAGUACUUUGUUGAAGCCCCUUUGGCACCUUUGGGUAUGACGUUACAAGCUUGGCACACCUGUAUUUGAGGAGUUUCUUCCAUUCCUCUCUGCAGAUCCUCUCAAGCUAUGUCAGGUUGGAUGGGGAGCGUCGCUGCACAGCUAUUCUCAGGUCUCUCCAGAGAUGUUCGUUUGGGUUCAAGUCUGGGCUCUGGCUGGGCCACUCAAGGACAUUCAGAGACUUGUCCCGAAGCCACUCCUGCGUUGUCUUGGCUGUGUGCUUUGAGUUGUUGUCCUGUUAGAAGGUAAACCUUCGCCCCCAGUUUGAGGUCCUGAGCGCUCUGGAGAAGGUUUUCAUCAAGGAUCUCUCUAUACUUUUCUGCGCUAAACUAUGAAGAAUAUUGGCCUGUUGGAAACUCCCUACUACAUCGCACAGUUCGGGCUUGAUCUGAUUUAGCUCUAGAGAAACUGCGCAUCGAGCUCACAGAAAAACCCUGAAUGAAAUAGAAUUCCAAUAAUUUAACCGAUAUCAGUCAAUUAGUCAUUUAAUAACUGACAUUUUGGUUAAUUGCUCAGCACUAUUGCUUCAGAUGAAAAACUAUUUUAAGCUCAAAUGAUUGAAAACAAUUAUGAGCUGAUUUGUCUCGGAGAGAAUGACCAAUUACAAAAUUUCAACCACAUUUCCUCUGUCUGACUCUUCCUAUCCAUGUCUUCCUCCCUUCUCCCCCUUCUCCAGGUGGCUCCAGAGGAGUUUAAAACCAGCAUCAGCAGAGUGAACGCUUGUUUGAAGAAGAACUUGCCUGUCAAUGUGAAGUGGCUUCUUUGCGGCUGCCUGUGCUGUUGCUGUACGGUGGGCUUCAGUCUGUGGCCCGUUAUAUGCCUCAACAAGAGAGUAAGUCUCAAUCAGCUCUCGUGUGAUGUGUGCUGCACAGUCCCACUACCUAAGUCCGCAGGCCCACUCAUUACUCAUGGGCUAGUUUACAAAUCCAGCCGUAUUGGUCUUAAGGGGGCAAUAGGGCAAUAAUAACCUGUGUGUAAAAAUUGUACAUUGCACCACUGAAGGCCAGUCCAGCUGAAGGGUACGUCACUGAAAGGUGGUGCCUCGACCCAGUGUUAUUCUAAAGUGGAAAUUACAAGCUGGUAAAAGUACGAGUUCAGUCCAUAAACAUGUAUCUUUGUCUCAUAAUACUGUGGUUGCUGUUAUUAUCAUUUGUAAAAGAGUGUGAAGUCAAGGUAAUUACUAGAAAAUAUUUCAAUCUUGCAUGUGCAUAUGUGCUCCUUUACCAACAGGCAAACAGAUCUAUUCAGAAGUUGUUGGAAUGGGAAAACAACCGACUAUAUCACAAGGUAAGAACAAAUUGCAUAUUAGCACUUGUCUGAAAGACCAUAACAGUUAUGUCAUUUGUGAAGGGUUAAAGAUGCAAUCGUUAAUGGUGAAACAGCGAUGUCCAUUUGCGAUAUUACAACAAAGACGUUACUGCAAACAACGAACACUGUUUUUUCCUUCUCUGACAUCACACGCGCGAUAGAAGAGCACAAUAUGUACUGCAAUAUUUUUGGCCAUGCUGGAGGACGCUCCCUCAGCUCGGAAACAAAAACAAUAACAGCGGGGUGGGGCGGUCAGUGGCACUGUUUCCCCCUACUGCGCAUUCCGUCUUUAAGCGAUGUUAAAGUAGCAGGGUUAAAGUCCGGAGACUGAGAUGGCCAUUGCAAAAUGUUGAUUUUUGUGGUCAAUUAACCAUUUCUUUGUGAAUUCUGAUUAGUGCUUGGGGUUACUGUUUUGCUGGAAGAUCGACUUGUGGCCAAGUUUCAGCCUCCUGGCAGAGGCAACCAGGUUUCUGGCUAAAAUGUCCUGGCACUGGGUAAAGUUCAUGAUGCCGUUGACCUUAACAAGGGCCCCAGGACCAGUGGAAGCAAAACAACCCCAUAACAUCAACGAUCCACAACCAUUUCUUACAGUCGGUAUGAGGUCAUUUUCUUCAUAUGCUUCUGUUUUUCAACACCAAACCCACCACUGGUGUGCAUGGCCAAAGAGCUCUUUUUUUUUUUGUCAUCUGACCAUAGCACCGGUUCUAAUCCAAGUGCCAAUGCCGUUUAUCAAACCCCCAGGUGCUAUGGUCAGAUGACAUGAAAAUACAGUGGUGGGUUUGGCGUUGAAAAACGGAAGCAUAUGCAAAAAAGAACCUCAUACAUACUGUAAAAUGUGGUGGUGGUGCAUCAAAAUGAUUGGAAAUGGUUAAUUGACCACAAAAUCAACAUUUUGCAAUGGCCAUCAGUCUCCGGACUUGAACCCUGCUACUUUAACAUAGCUUAAAGAUGGAAUGCGCAGUAGGUGGAAACAGUGCCACUGACUGCCCCACCCCGCUGUUAUUGUUUUUGUUUCCGAGCUGAGGGUUGAAUUGAAGAGGGCAGUCCAUAAGCGCAGACGAAGGAUAUGAAGGAUCUGGAAAGAUUCUGUAUGGAGGAAUGGUCUAAGAUCCGUCCCAAUGUGUUCUCCAAUCUCAUAUAACAUUUUAGAAAAAGGCACAGUGCCGUUAUCCUCGCAAGGGAAGGGUGCAGGAGAAUUGAAAACCGCGGCCUAUAUUCUGACCCCUAUCUUUUUUUAGAUGUUUUUGUAUUACGUGUUAAACAAAUCUAUUUCAUUGAGCAAUCGUAUAAGUAUAAAAUAAUAUAAUCUUCCAAUUUUUGGACCAUACAAUAUCACUCAGUAUUUGUAUUAUGUUUUAUAAACCUUUAUCAAGGUUGCCAAUAAUUAUGGACCACACUGUAGUUUUAAAGCCUUUCCUAAAUUCCCCUCACACUAGGGGAUAUCUCAGACAGAUUUGUUAACCAGACGGGAUGUGGGUGUCUGUGCGGUGUUAAGUCUGUCCUUACUUUCACCUCUUCUAUUUAGCUGGGCCUGCACUGGAAACUCAGCAAAAGGAAAUGUGAAAGCAGCAAUAUGAUGGAAUAUGUAAGUAUGAUGCAUUCAUGCUCCCCUAAAGCAGAAUAUGAUUCUUGCCAACAUAUUAUGGAGUAUUACAAAUCGCAAAUCGCAACAGACGCAAAAUAUAUGGUCAUUUAUGCAAUGUACAAUAGAGCAGUGCCUACUGGAAAAAGAGCGUCUGCUAAAUGACUUAAAUGGAAAUGGAAAGAUUCAUUUCUGAAAGAAAAGUGUAAAAUGAAAUGAAUUAACUUUUCCCUCCACAGGUAAUUCUUAUAGAAUUCUUACCCAAAUAUCCUAUAUUCCGACCGGACUGAGCUGAGGAGGCUGUUGGGAGACCUGCAGUGUGGGCCCUUGACUCCAAUCCGUAGUGCCUUGUAUAUAUGUUGGAAUGAGGGUCUGCACCGGUGUCUAGAGAUGUCCCUUACAACUCCCAGUACCCUGUACAAUAGAAAUUGCAACACUGUCACUUUGCUUUAGAGCAGAUUUUGCACAGUUCCUUUCGAAGUAUAAAAAUGCCCCCUUUUGUUGUGUAAUACAACUAGUGAUUGCACAAAAAUAUAUUGUUGAAAAGUGCAUUUAUCCCAAAGAGCCAACAUCAAUCGAGCCUAUGUAUCAUAUCAGUAUUGCUUUGGAAAGAAUUGGACACCACCUAGAGCAUCAUUGCCUUAUGUAAAACAAUAAACCAUUUUAUAUAUAAGACCGGAGGAGACGAGCAUUUUGUAGCCCACCAAGUUCAAAUUCUGGUUAUUGGGGUUACUUUCCUCAAAUCAAUUCUUCUUUUUAACAAAAAGUAGAUGGGAUGCUUGAUUUGCCUAACGUACUAUUUAACAGCAUCAUGUGUUUCUUUACUUUGGAAAUGACCCUCUGUACAGGAGAAGUUACAAAACCAACCUGUAAAUAUGUUAGGAGAAACUGUACAGUGGUAUGCUGUUGUUUACGUUGUUAUUUAGAUCUUUGAUUUGUUUUUGCCAAGAUAAUGCUGUACCAUAGUUUUGUUUAUGAAAGAUGUCUCUUACCAGUUUAUAUGGACCUGUUUACCUAGUAAGCCAUAUCAUUUACAAUGUAUGUGAUGCCAGAGUUAGGACAGAAAAUUGCACUUAAACUUGUCAGGAUUUCAGAGGAUGGUCAAACUGAGGUUAGGAGUAAUUUUACAAUGACACUAGUGAUGCAUGUUAUUUGUGUGGUUUUGCCAACUAAGGAGAAAAAGGUAAAAGUGUCAUCCAGUUUAGCGUGAGAUGGCUACUUAUCUUUAUGAUGUACUGUUGGAAACAAAGACUCCAACUUGGUACUACCAUGUCAAAUUUUUUGUCAAUCUUUUUAUUGCAGCUUUGUUCAUUUUAUCGUUUUGUAUUUUCCUAUAAUGUGUUUUGUCCUUGUUGUUAAAAAACACAUACAGCCUAGAGAACAUUACAUAUUGAAAUAAAUGUUUCCUUAGUUAUUCAUUUUGUUCAGAGUUAGGGCUCUAUUCAAUCCGCAUCGCUGAAGUUCAGCUUUACAGCGUGAUUGAAAUUUAAAGGCAAUGUUCCCACUUUAGUGGAGACAGCAUUCACAGUAAACACUGCAUAUGCCAGCUCAAUCUGAAAUGACCUUUGAAUUUCUAUCGCGGAAUAUGUAACCCUUCAGCUUUACAGAUUGAAGAGAGGCCUUAGUGUUGUGUCCUUCACUUGUAGCUGAGAGUUUUGCUGCGUUAUAGUGCCACUGGAAUGUUCUAUGAACCACAGUCAGAGAACUGGUGUACUGGUUGACAUAUGCUCACUUGUAUUGUGGAGUAUUGGCCCUGUUACAGAGUACUUGUAAAUGUUUGUCAUGACAACUCAAUCCCUAUGGAAAGCUAAAAUAAAUUGUUGAUUUUGAAUUUUCUCCCAGAGUCUUGAUGUUUGUCCAACUGAAAACCACAUGCUAACUGUUGACAUGCUUACCUUACUGCCAUAUGGUAAAUAAUUCAGUAUCAUUUGUUAUACAGAUCAUCUUAUUUCAUCUGUGGUAAUGUACUUUACCCACAGCCUGCUACUGAAACCUGGCUGUUUGUCAUGUUUAACAAGGUGCUGAAUCGUUAACUUAAGAUGGCCUGUAAUUACUUGACACAUUUGGAAUACUAUUACCAUAAAUAGCUAGCACAUUUAGGGCAUGGAACUGUGGCCCCGAGUUUGUGGCCAAAAUCUAAUAGGUUACUAUAUCACAACCCCCAUACAUACACUGGAGUGGUGGGCUUCGUUGUAAUGAGUAGAGGUUUGUUUUAUAGACCCCCUUUGUUCUUGGCUUUAUUGUUCACAUUGUCCUGUUGGAAGUUGGGAUGAGGGAAUAAGGUCUAGAGCACUCAACUCUGGACCUCAAAGCCAGUCCCACUUCAUCUUUUCAUUGUUGCUCUCUAAUCAGGGACUGAUUUAGACCUGGGACACCAGGUGAGUGCAAUUCAUUAUCAGGUAGAACAGAAAACAAGCAGGCGCCGGACCUCAUAGGGUAAGAGUUUAAUACCCCUGGUCUACAGGAUCAAGGGAAGUUGGCUUACUUUACUCUACCCCUACUGUAUUAAGCACCCCUCCAAUCUAACGGAGUACCACUUUGGGUUAUGUAACUUGUAGCAUCCUUUGCAAAAGCAUAAUAUUGAUGUCAAAGAUCAUACACAAUCAAUUGAGGGGAGUUUGACCAUGAAGAGGUGGAGAUGGGUGAAUGGGUCUCUCCUUCCCUGUCCUCCAGAGGGCAGACUGA